Messenger RNA from Rhizophagus irregularis DAOM 181602=DAOM 197198, 2421 nucleotides. The record is from RefSeq and is a predicted model, not a curated record. NCBI's taxonomy places the organism in Eukaryota, Fungi, Glomeromycota, Glomeromycetes, Glomerales, Glomeraceae.
AUGUCUAGUAUUAUUACUACUAAUAUUUCAUAUAAAGUUGUAAAAGAAUUUGAUACAGAGGCUUUGAUUACUUUUUUAAUUAGAAAAAAAAUAGACUUUAAUGAAAAUGAAAUUCAAAUUUUUCAUGAUCAAGGGAUUAAUGGUGAUAGCUUUCUUAUGUUAAAUGAAAAAAAGCUUAAAGAAUAUAAAAUUCAAAUAGGACCAAGGGUUAAGCUUAUUAACUUGAUUAAUAAUUUAAAUAAUCAAAAGCAAUCUGCUGAUAUUGAUAGUGGACCACCAAAAAAAUGCUUAAAAUUGAUUAAAGAUUUUGAAGAAAAUGAUGAUGAAGAAAAACCAAUGAAGUGGUUAAAACAAGCAAAAGAUAAUCCAAACAUAGUUAUUAAUGGAAAUUAUAUUCCAGAUGUAUCAGAUUUUGCCAAAUUUAUUACAUCAGGCAUAUUUGUAGAUAAAUCACUUUUUAUUAUGGAGUUCAUGAUUUAUGGUGAACAGGCCAAUCUGAUUACACGUCCUCAUCAAUUUGGUAAAUCUACAAACCUUUCAAUGCUCUAUACCUUUCUUACACCAACAUUUACCGAAGAAGAAAAAAUACAAAGACUUAGUUUAUUUAAAGAUCUCAGAAUUUCUGAAUUCAAUUGGUUCAUUAAAUUAAACUUUGGCAAUUGGCCUGUUAUUUACAUUAGUUUUAAGGAUCUUAAUAUUAAGAGUUGGCAAUUAAUGCUAAAUUCUCUUAAACAAAAAAUGGUAAAACUUUAUGAAAAGCAUCGUUAUAUUCUUGAUGAUAAAAAACUUUCAAAUACUAAUGAAAAAUUUUUUAAAAAGAUCCUUAAUGGAACAACUGAUCAGUCAUAUUUAACUGAUGCACUUUCUUCUCUAGCAGAAUAUCUUUAUAUAUAUUUUAAUAAACGUUCUAUUAUUCUCAUUGAUGAAUAUGACUGGCCAAUGAAAAAUACAGAAAAAAUAAAUUAUGAUGAUGUUAACUUUCUAUUCCAAUCCAUGUACUCAAGUGUAGCAAAGGAUAAUGAAUAUGUGCAUAAAAUUCUAUUUGUUGGGCUUCUUCCAAUAAGCUUUUUGUCUGGACUCAAUAAUGUGGAACAUUUUCCAAUACAUAUAUUACCAUCUAUACAUAAACGUGCUUAUUUUUCAGACUCCUUUGGAUUUACCCAAAAAGAAAUUGAAGCCCUAAUUAGAAAAAGUAUAUUGAAAAAUAUUAAUCUCAGUGAUCUAAGUUCUUAUUACAAUGGAUAUCAAACAAGUAUAGGAACAAAUAUCUAUAACCCAUAUUCAAUGAUAUCAUUUCUAAAAAAUGGUGUUAUUACAAAUUACUGGAUCAACAGUGGUUCAGAAAAAACACUUGUAGGAUAUCUGAAAAAGUGUGACCAAAGUAUUAAAGAAAAGAUUCAGAAACUUUUCUACUCUUUUUAUUCAUCACAAAAUGAUAAAUUAUUUGUUAAAGUGAAACUCAUGUCAUGUCUCCAAUAUGAUAUUUUUAAAAAGAAAGAACUAGAAAUAGAUGCAGUUUUUACUUUGCUUUACUAUAGUGGAUACCUGACUGCAAAAAUGGAUGGUGCCAAUGCUAGACUUAAAGGAGAAGUUGUUGAAUUUUGGAAGAAUACCAAAAUUAAACUUAUGAUUCCAAACAGAGAAGUUGCUGAACAAUGGAGAGAGUGGAUUUAUGAAAUAAUAGGUACAGAUCAAGUAAAGAUGAAUAAAAAUAUAUAUAAUUUAUUAUUCAAAAAGGAUAUAAAGACAUUUUGUAAAGAAUUCCCUGCAAUAUAUAUGGAUAUGGUAUCCUACCAUGACAUCGGUGAUACUACAAGAACUAAGUUGCAUGAGGGCUGGUACCAUGCAUUUGUUCUUGGGUCACUUGCAAUGUAUCAUGGUGAUGACUACCAAGUUGUAUCUAAUCGUGAAGUUGGAUUAGAUCGUGCUGAUAUUCGCAUUAUUUCUACUAAUAAAGAGUAUAAUACCAACAUCACUUUUGAGUUUAAAGUUGCUUUAUCAGAAGAUUGUGAUAUGAUGGAAAGUUGUGCUGAGAAAGGAUUAAAUCAAAUUGAUGAAAAGAACUACCGAGCAAAUACUCCAAGUCAUGUUAAGACAAUAGUUGAGGUUGCCAUAGCAUUUCACAAAAAACAUGCUUUUAUCUCUGCUCAUGUAUUACAACGUAUAGAAAAAGGAUCUUCAAUAUCUUCCAACUGGAAAAUUUCUUUAACAGCUAAAUCAGAGUCUUUUCAGAUGCAGAGAGAUACAGUAAGUAAUUUCUCAAAGAAUAAAAGUGAUGAUGAUAGUGCUACUUCAACAGUUUGUAAAAAUUCACUCAAGAGAUGCAAAGGGAUCACUACCACUAAUAAUCGUUGUAGACGUACAGUAAAAUUUGGUAAUUAUUGUUAUCAACAUAAGAAUCAAAAAAACCUGAGGAGUUAA